Molecule: messenger RNA, 6004 nt
Organism: Linum trigynum
Lineage: Eukaryota; Viridiplantae; Streptophyta; Magnoliopsida; Malpighiales; Linaceae
Source: the annotation of a GenBank genome assembly
UAAGAAGCUGCUCUGCCACCAAAAAAUAGAGCACUGUCAGCUUUCGUCCAAAUGCUGCGAGCAGGGGUUCCGUCGGACCAUCUCAUGUACCCUUUUCUUUUCAAGGCUUUGUCCCGCCUCUUCAAGCUGAAACUCGGCCUCUCGGUCCCCGCUGGCACGACAAAGACUGGGUACGAUUCUGAUAGGUUUGUAGCAAAUUCCAUGGUCCAUAUGUAUGCGUCCUGUAAGGAUAUAGUUCAUGCACGUAUGGUGUUCGACGAAAUUCACGUGAAGUAUCUAGUCUCGUGGAACUCAAUGGUGGACGGGUACGCUAAGUGCGGAAACAUGGGUUUGGCGCGCAAGGUGUUUGAUUCAAUGCCUGAGAGAGAUGUCGUCUCGUGGAGCUCCUUGAUCGAUGGGUAUGUUAAAGCAGGGGGAUACAAGGAAGCCAUGGUGAUGUUUGAGAAGAUGCCGGAGGUUACCUAAACGAAAGCCCAUGAGGUGACCAUGGUGAGCAUUCUGAGUGCUUGUGCCACUUGGGCAAGCUCGAGAAAGGCAGGGUGAUGCAUCACUACAUCACCCACAACUCCUUGCUCAAGACUCUUGUCAUGCAAACUUCUCUCAUCGUUUCUAAAUGGUCGUUGCCCGUUGGAGAGAGGAAGAGAUGCCAGCGUUCCAUACUUGUCUGAUCGUUUCUAAAUUGACGGGUUGAGAGGAAUUGACUGGCUGCGGCGAAUGGAAGGAAUGCCGCUGUCGGGCCGGAAGUUGUGUUCUGGUGGUGGUGAGGUUGGGUCGGGUACGGUUGGGGGUGUGUAGAAAAGAAAUUAGAUUAUUUUAUUUUUUAAUGAAUGUAAUAAUGAGGGGGAAAAUAUAAUUUUUUAUUUUUAAUAAUUUUUAAUUGCCACGUCAAAAAUUUCACAGUCAACUAUGAAAGUUGACUGUCACGUAAGCUGGAGUUAACGGAAAUGGACGGAGAGUGACCAAACUUGAACCAUUUAACUAAUUUGAGUGACCAAGAUUGAAUUUAAAUAUUUUCAGUGACCAAACAUGAAUGUUUUUUGUAAUUUCAGUGACCAACCAUACAAUUAACCCGUUAUUGCAUGGUCAUGCUGGAGGUUUACGUUGCAAAGAAAAAGGGGUUUUAGUUGGUUUUCCAUGAAAGCCCAAAUUUUGGCUAAGGAAAAUAUCGAUACGCAUUCAACGAAAAAUAUAUAUAGAUACGUGGUUUGAUAAGCCAAUGCGUUGCUUGGAUGGCAUCGCCAUGUUCAACUACUUAGUCCAUAAUUUCUAUGCACUAAGUAGUUGGGAGGCAUUUGUUUACACCAUAAAAUUUGUCUUAUAUCACAUUGGUGAGUUACAAGAUAAUCAAUGCAGUUAUAAGGCCACUUAAUUAUAACAAUGAACGUUGUUUAAGUUUGGCCUUAGGAUAUUUAUUUUAAGCCGAAGCCACUAAGUCUUGAGAGGGACGUUCCCCUUCAAUGAGAAGGGUCAUGUCCGUUUAAAAGCUAGAGGGACAUGCCGCCUCAAUGAGGAGGGCUAUGUCCGUCUAAAAAUCGAGGAGCACAAGCCUCCCCACGACCAAGACCGAAUGACUGAAAAAUAAACUAAGCAUGAUAGGUACAUGCCUCUUCAAGGAGAAGCACAUGUCACUUUAACGAAAAGGAACAUGUCCAUCUAGAAUCUAUAAGCACAUGCCAUCUCUAAAAAAGAGAAAAAAUGACUAAGUCUGAUAGGUCCAUGCCGCGUCACGAGAAGGGGCAUGGACGCGAGACAAGAUGUCCUAGACACGAUUGAAAAAUGUUAAGUAUGAGAAGGUCAUGCCAUGUCACGAGAAGGACCACGAUUAUGACUUAGAAGUAUGGUCGCUAAUGAAGAGGCCAUACCGCCUCAUGACCAAGUUUGACCGACCUAAAAAUAUUCUAAGUCUGGGAAGGACAUGUCGCUUCACGAGGGAGGCCAUGUGCAUGAUUGAGAGGUCCAUGACCGUGUCACAAGAAGGCCAAGGACAUGAGUAAGAAGUCCAUGUCCGCCUAGCAAGAGGAUCAUGACCCCCUUUUGUGAGACACCACAUGCUUAUCAAAAGAUUGGCAUGACACGAGAUUUUGAACAAGACGAGGCGAGGCAGGCUACAAGAUCCACGACGAUUCUAAGAGAGGCACCUAGGCGGUUGAAGGAGUAACCACCACUCCAAGGGAGCAGGGAGCAGUUCUUUUUGGGAGUUAUCCAAGAGGCGGUUUUCUACCAAAGAAGGGGGAGUGGUUCUUGGUAGCAGUUAUCAAACAAGCGGUUUUUUACGGUGGUUACCUCCUCAUGGCUAUAAAUAGGAGGAAGGUUCGACAUAGAGAAGGGCCCAAAACGAACACUCAGACACACAUGUCAAGUUUAUCCUUUACCUUUUCUCUAUCAUGUAGCCAUAGAAGUAGUUCAUAGUUUGGAGCUAUCACUGAACCUCCAUAGGAGUAGGAGUCACUUAAUUUAGUUUUCAUUCCCAAAAACCAUCGAUCAAACACCCUCGUUCGAACUUUGUUUGAAGAGGUGUGAGCCAUGUCUUAGAAAUCGUUGUCCAAAGAAGUCAAAGGUGCAAUCAAUUAUCUUCAGCGCAAGUUUUCUCGUCAGAAAACAGCGCCAAAUGCGCCAGCAAAGAACGUCAAGGAACACCUUUGAGCACCAAUCUUUCGGAUUGUCCGAGUGGCGAAAAAGGCCAAGAACUUAUGGUAUUUGUGAUAUCACGAGUCUCAACAGUAAUCCUUACAAUACAAACGCAACUAUCUUCUGCCAAACGAUCAUAGAGUAUCUGCAAAACUAUUUAAAUAGAAACCAAACAAAUAUGAUUUGGAAGCCAAGUGACACAGUAGGAGAAAAUUGAUUGUCAUCUAGCAAAAAGAAUCUUUUAAAAACGUUCACGUUCGUUCAGCUUCAUAUCUGACAUCAUCUCCUUCAGAUUGUUCAAAUCUCAAUUAUGGAUUUUAACACUGUUGAGGCAUUUAUCAAGCUUCAUCUAUCAGUCGAUCAAUUUUGCAAGGGUGAUUGCUAUCAAUUUUAGUAAGUGGUUCACAAUUAAAUAUCUUCCACCAACUUGAGUUAUUGUAAACAACUUAUUAUUAACCGUUUGUACCAUAUCACAAAUUGACGAUAAAAAAUGGAUAAGUUUUGUUGUCACGAGAGGUGACAAAACACCUAAUGCUAAUUUUUUUAUGAAUGUGAUGAACUAUAUUAAAUGAGAAAGCAAACAGUCAAGGUGCAGCGCUCCACAAGCAGUGAGAGCGAACAAACAAAGAGAAAAAAAAAGAACAGAACGAGGGGAAGACAGAACAAAGAUCAGAGAAACAACUCAAACCAAAAAUCAAGCAGUAGCAACACGCCCCAUUCAUAACCUGGAACCAACACCAAGCUGCCCGCCAGUGAGCCCUGAACACAAAAGCAAGCUAGGAAAACAAGGGCAACUCAACACCUACCAAACCAAAACCUACCCAGACUAAGCUCCAUCACUUGCUACAUUGGACACCCUCCUGGCAGAGCUCCAAUCCCUGUACCAUUGAACACAUUGAUCCUUACCCGCCUUGCCAUUAGCCGCAAUCCACUCAAGGGCAGCUCUGAUAAUCUUCCCGGAAAUAACGUACGCGGGACAACUAUCUUGUUGGAAAGUCCUCUGGAUCCUCUCCUUCCACACCGACCAGCAAACAUCGUGAAGGACACACUAGAUGAAGCCCCUCUGAUCCCAUCAAUCGAUCCAUUCGGCCAGUUAUUUUUGUGCUCAUUCACACCAUUUGGUACAUAUUCAGGUAAUACUAUGCUUAUUCGCGUAAAAGUGUACAUGUUCUCCUGUUCUUGUGUGGGCUUCGCCCGCUUUCGUUGUAUAUGUUUGGCUUUAAUGAGAAGAGACAACUGAUUCAACGGGGGAAAAAAAUAUUGACUAUAUUUUAUGGAAUUAAAAUUCUCCAUUGAUCUGUAAACAUGUGUUGCAUUGAUCAUAAUCUACACAAUGACAUCUAUUUCGAUAUAUUUCAAUGUUUAAAAUUUGAUUUUACAAUGGCGUGAAUAAAUAACAAUUUGGUGAAUAAACACCAGGUUGUGUGACCAAACAAUACUGGUUGCGUGAAUAAUCAAUACUCUCACAUGUAUAACGCCAAUAUAGCGUGAAUAAGCUCAAAUUUACGUUAAUAACUAAAAAAUGCGUGAAUUAUAUGUUUUGUCUCUAGAGAGGUGAGAAGAGACUUCUCUCUGAAAAAACUAUAUGUUUGGUAGAUGAGGACUGAGCGUGGAAGCCAAACCAAAACCAACCAACCCAUUGAUCUCUCGUUGUUCAAGCUUGUGUUUAAGCCAUGGAUUUUCAUAAUCUCGAAAGAGACAGCUACGUAAUUUAAUUGAAGUUGUAUCUCAGGUGUCAAAAGUCAAAACCAUGUGGACCAAGGGAGAGAAGGUUAAAAAUAAUAGAGAUUUGACAUCUAAGAAAGGGAGAAAUGGACUAAUAUCAGGGCGGACUAUAAAACAAAAACAUAGAUACAACGAAUCCUUAUCUUUAGAAUUGAGUGUUUUAUAUGAGACACAAUAACUCACCAUGUCCUUAUCAGUGUCGUUUGGAUGGAUCAUUUGUGAAUAUGGUAUUUGUAAAGUGAAACAACUCAUUUAUUGUUAAUGUGGUAUUUUUGUGGUAUUUGUAUGAAAGAUGAGAUAAAUAAUCUUGUUUGGCUAAACCAAUAUUUGAAUGUGGUAUGUGAUGGUAAAAACCAAUAUCGCCCUCUUCACCAUCUUCUCUCCUUCAUUCCCAGAAACAUGUCCCUACCCAAUUGCAUGCCCCCAUUUUGUUCAUCCAUGGCUGCUGCAAAAUUAAAUCUCACAAGAGCAAAACAUAAGACAAGUCUAUGCAUCACCCACCGCCACUGAAUUGAUUUCCUAAUUGUUGUCAAUUUCCCCCCAAAGCCAACACCCAUCGGAAACAAUAAUCAACUCGACAUUUCCAAAUACAUGCAGAGGCAAAAUUAGCAAGAAGAACAGGGGUGGAGGAUAGCAUAGAGGGAGAACAGUAGGGGAUUGAAGAAAUCCGGCGACAGUCGUCAUGAUUCCUGGCCGGUCUUUAAAUCCGAAAACUAAUUCCUCUCUCCUAUCUCGUUUCUGUGUCGUCGUCGUCUCUAUCCAUGUCGUCCUCGCCACCGUCAAUGAAGCUCGCCACACUCUGAGAAACAUAGAGAAACCUGCGAGAGAACCCAGUGUUGCCGUCGCCAUCGCAUCCUCGUCGCCGCCGCCUCGUCGCAGAAGAAGAUCAUCGUUCGUCGCCGCCGAUUAACUUUCCUUCCACUUUGUUCUUCGCAACCUAAGCUUAUGCAUACUCUAUCUUAUCUGCACGAAGAGGAGAAUCCAAAAGUAGCAACGAAAUCAAUUUUGGCUCAAUUGAUUUUGGCUCCACAAAGGAGAAUCAAAGGGUCGAAGAAAAAAGAAAGAAGAAGUGAGGAGAGAGUUGGACUGGAAGAAAUAGAAAAAGCAGGGACAGAGUUGGGAUGAGAAAAGCGUUGAACAAGUUAUUUUCAAAUAACAUCUCCCUAUGUGGUAUUUAGAAUACUGCGUUUAUGGGUUAUUCUCAAAUAACGCGACCCACAAUACCACAUCAGCCAAAUCAAUUGCCAAACAAGUUAUUUUAGUCCAAAUAACUCAUUUAAAACACUCAUCCAAACGACCCCUUAAGUAUGGGAAGUUAUUUGUCUCAUAUGUGUAAAGAUGUCCAGUCUUUAGCCAAUUGUUUAAUUUAUGAUACUUUCAAUGAUUGAGGAAGUAGUAACGCGCCAACACUCUUGGAGGGAAGCAUCACAAAUAGGGUAGCAUUUUUUUAUGGGUAAUAGUUUGACUUAUUAAAGGUGAACCAUCAUUAGUGAUGACAAUGAGGCGGGGCGGGGCGGGGCGGGUACCUCAAUAUUCAUGCCCGCCUCACGCUAGUAUGGGUCGGGGCGAGUAAUACCCGCGCGGGAACGGGGCGGGGCGGGUCGACCCACUCUUACAUGUUAUUUGAGAAAAAUACACGCAUAAUUUUACU